Molecule: messenger RNA, 900 nt
Organism: Achroia grisella
Lineage: Eukaryota; Metazoa; Arthropoda; Insecta; Lepidoptera; Pyralidae
Exons: 1
Coding region: 33-854 (273 amino acids)
Source: RefSeq, a predicted model, not a curated record
UCGUGCGUCAGUGUUCGCUUUUGCGCUGCACUAUGCAGCCCCAUAAAAUAAUCAUCGCAUAUUUUUGCAUUACAAUCACAUACAUUAGUGCAAAGAACAGUCAUUCAGGUGGCCAUGGACACAGUACAGGAUCGAGAGGACAUUCGUAUUCAGGGCACUACGUCCAUUCAUAUCACGGAUAUUUCUCAUAUCAUCCACCGAGCCAUAUUUACUAUCAGUGCCGUUACUGUACUUCGCCGCAAUCUUACCCCGUGUACCAUGGCUCACCACCCACAUACGUCUUCAAGUAUAGAGAAUCUGGCGGUCACUUUGGACAUUUAUUGAGUGGUCUUGCUUUGUACAAUUUAGGGAGAAUAUUAGGUGAACCGCAACACCAUUCCAGUGUACAUUAUACGGCGCAUAGAAAAGAAAAUUGUUCGAUCCAAAUUGUUGAUCACGAAAAUUUUGAGGAGGCCUCGUUCCCCUGUUUCAUGAUGUCAUCUUUUAUGAAGAAUUCUAUGGAAAAACAAAACACAAGUGCGGAAACUUUUGAUAUAUCGUCGUCUCAGAUUCACAUACAUCCAAAUAUCACCACUGGAUCACCAUUGGAAGUGACGAAUCGCCUUGAGUGUACAAUUUGGCACAACUCAACUACGAAUCGAGAAAAUUAUACAAUGCCGUGUACUUUGUUGAAACAAUACGCAGAUACAGUGAAGGCUGGUGGUCUACCUGUAUACAUUUGGCUACCAUUGCUGUUAGCUGCGGUGAUCUCCAUUUAUAUGUGUUGCCAUUGCUGCAACAGGAAUAAUAAAGAAGAUUCAAAGGAAAAGGCACCACUGAGCCAAGUGAAUGCUGUGACUUACUGUUCUAAUUAAAUAAUAGGUGUUAAAUGGCAAAUAUACACCUCUAAAUUUAUGUUUU